Molecule: messenger RNA, 503 nt
Organism: Saccostrea cuccullata (small rock oyster)
Lineage: Eukaryota; Metazoa; Mollusca; Bivalvia; Ostreida; Ostreidae
Product: ficolin-1-like
Exons: 4
Coding region: 24-479 (151 amino acids)
Source: RefSeq, a predicted model, not a curated record
UAGUAAGGAUUGUUAACAGUGACAUGAGUCCAGAUAGAGGAGGGUGGACGGCUAUACAAAGAAGACAAGACGGAUCUACAGAUUUUUACAAGACGUGGUCAGAAUAUAAACAAGGAUUUGGGGAAUCCUCUACAAACUACUGGAUUGGAAAUGACGCAAUCUAUAAGUUGACAAAGAACAAAGACCGGGAAAUCCGGGUUGAGUUGAAAAGUUUUGAUGGCGCUGAAGCAUACGCUCAGUACUCCACAUUUUAUGUCGGGAAUGAAGACAGUAAAUACAAACUCACUGUGUCUGGGUUCUCAGGAACUGCAGGUAGGAAUGAGUAUGAAUUUCUAUACUCGAUAUUACUCCAGCAUGCUAGAAGUUCACGGCGAGAUACUUUGGAAUUGGUGAGGAAUAUAAGGAGCGUAGGGACGUUAACCGAGGCUCUUACUUGUAGGAGUAUAGCUCGAUGUAUGUCAGUGAACUUGAAAUUAUAGAAGCCACAAUUUCUACAACAACAG